GCCCCUCGGCGCUAUCACAUGAAUCUGGACUCGCAGUUGAUGAGCGCAUGAAAAAAGUUUGUUGAGGUUUCGCUGUAGUCACUUUUCUUACCAGUCCCUUAUGAUUGCGCGUGUAGCUGUUGCUCGGUUGAACGUGGAGGCUGCUGUGGGCCGCGGGCUGCGGAGUGAGCGCCCGUGAUUUUCCAAGUUUUUUCAGCGGUGGGACAGACAGACAGAGAGGGGGGAAACGUUCUGUCUGCUUGAAGAUUUGUCUGGACUCCCAAAAGUUUUGGCAACAUGGACGGGCACUACGGCGCGCCUCCAGCUGGGCAGCAGGUCGUGCAUGUCCGUGGUGACUCGCAGACGGAGCUGGAGGCCCUGUUCAACGCCGUGAUGAACCCCAGCAAAGCGCAGCGGCAGCCGACCUCAGUGCCCAUGAAGGACCGGAAACUCCCCAAAUCUUUUUUCACACAACCCGAGCCGCGAGGCCACUCCAGACAAGCCAGUUCAGAUGGAGGUGUGUCCAACACGCUCCCUCCACGUCACGUCCGCGCCCACUCCUCCCCUGCCAUCCUGCCCCCGCAGGCGGAUGUAACAACUGCCCCGAUCAUCCCCGAUGACAUCCCCCUGCCCCACGGAUGGGAGAUGGCCAAAACUCCCACCGGACAGCGAUAUUUCCUCAAUCACGUGGAUAAGACUACUACCUGGCACGACCCUCGUUUGGCGCAGCAUCAGACAGCUGCACCUCAGCACCCCCUAUCUGCCGCCGUGCCCCCAUCCCACUCACACUCACUCAGCAACCCCGCUCCCUCUGUGCAACCUCAAAACAUCAACCCAGAGACAGGUCCUCUGCCUGAAGGCUGGGAGCAGGCUGUGACUGGAGAUGGAGAGGUGUACUACAUCGAUCACAUAAAUAAGAUCACCACAUGGGUCGACCCGCGUCUAGCCAAGAUGAACCCUGGGCUCCUUAGCCUGGCAAUACAGCAAAGGCAGGAAAACGAGAGGCUCCGGUGUAAACAGCAAGUCACCACACAGGAUGCAGCAGUAAGGAAUAGAAUGCCCGGUGGAAUGGACCAUGACAGAAACACACAGACUCUUGUACCUCCUCUGGACGUCCGGAUCAGAGCUUCAAACCAUGAGCCAACACUGAACGGGGCUCACUCUCGAAAUGAAAGCACAGACAGUGGCCUCAGCGUCAGUAGCCUCCCGCGCACUACAGAGCACAUGCUCAGCCCAGUGGACCACAUGGACACCGGUGAUUCUGGUGAGAGCUCUUCACUGACUCUACAGGAGUCUAUGCCACCUGUGCUGCCGAUGUCCGAGGGCGAUGAGCUGAUGGGUCUGAGCUCAGACCUGUUGAUGGACAUGGAGACGGUCCUCUCUGGAUCACACAUGGACAGGGACAGCCUGCUUACUUGGCUAUAGGCACCACACGCCUCACCAGCCCUCCACAUGGUUUGAGAUUAUAUUUUUGCAACAUGACUGAGAUAUUGGAAGAUAUGAUGGUACAGAGCAACAUUGCAUGGAAAGAACUCUGAUGGAUAUGUAAGCAGUGUCAGACUAAAUGGACAAUGGGACUAUUACAGAAGGUG
Messenger RNA from Boleophthalmus pectinirostris (great blue-spotted mudskipper), 1571 nucleotides. RefSeq names its product Yes1 associated transcriptional regulator (gene yap1). Gene Ontology annotation, biological process: hippo signaling; positive regulation of transcription by RNA polymerase II. Bases 277 to 1404 code for a protein of 375 amino acids. Lineage: Eukaryota; Metazoa; Chordata; Actinopteri; Gobiiformes; Gobiidae. Gene Ontology annotation, cellular component: cytoplasm; nucleus. Gene Ontology annotation, molecular function: transcription coactivator activity; transcription corepressor activity; protein binding. The transcript has 9 exons. The record is from RefSeq and is a predicted model, not a curated record.